Messenger RNA from Cyprinus carpio (common carp), 490 nucleotides. RefSeq names its product sterile alpha motif domain-containing protein 15-like. The transcript has 3 exons. Gene Ontology annotation, molecular function: protein binding. The coding region runs from base 32 to 376 and encodes 114 amino acids. NCBI's taxonomy places the organism in Eukaryota, Metazoa, Chordata, Actinopteri, Cypriniformes, Cyprinidae. The record is from RefSeq and is a predicted model, not a curated record.
GUUGACUGGUUUCCAUGGUAACUCGAGCAGCAUGGCGUUCCUGCGCUGGAGUUGUGAGGAUGUGGCACACUGGAUCGAGUCUGUCGGAUUCCCCCAGUAUAAGGCAUGUUUCACUCAGAAUUAUAUCACGGGCAGAAAACUGAUUCAUGUCAACUGCUUCAACCUGCCACGACUGGGAAUCACUGACUUCCAGCAUAUGAAGCUGAUCUCAGCUCAGGUCAGAGAGCUGCUGGGCGUCUCAGAACCCCGCUGGAACCAGAGCAUCGCGGAGCCCCUUCACGACGACAGGACGGUUUUCCUGCAGCUGAAGAGCAGAACCGGCCAGCAGGCAGAUUCCCUCACACAUGAGCAUCUCCUCAAGAACAAGAGCAAAUAAACCAGACUCAAGAGCUGCUCCUACAGAUUCUGUGUGUGCCUGAGAAGAAACACUUGCAAUAAACAGCUGCUGAACAUUCAAGACCUGAAAACCAGUCUGGCUUCAUUUCUGACA